AUGAACUCCCACGAAAUCAUGUCUGACCCAGCCGCCCCAAUGUCAGACUCCCAACAGCAGCACGCUUCCAAAGCGGCCGCCUGGAACACAGAGAAGUUUCGCGAGGAGUACGAGGUAUACAAGAACCGGCUCCAGGACCAAAAAUUCAGCAUUGCUGACUACCCCGACCCGCUCUCCCCUCGACCGCCCCAUCCCAAGCAGUAUCCCAAGGGGACGAACCCUGAGCUGGAGCGGAAACUACACGAAUUGAUUGCUCAGGUCAAGGCUCGCGCUGGCGGCAGUGGGGUGGUUGCUUGA
Messenger RNA from Parathielavia appendiculata, 297 nucleotides. RefSeq lists its product as uncharacterized. Bases 1 to 297 code for a protein of 98 amino acids. The transcript is spliced from 2 exons. Lineage: Eukaryota; Fungi; Ascomycota; Sordariomycetes; Sordariales; Chaetomiaceae. The record is from RefSeq and is a predicted model, not a curated record.